AAGGUAGAAGGUUGGUCACGUGAGCUCGGCGCGUUUCCGGGUCUGGUCUUGUUCCGCAGGAGGAGAAACUCACGGCGGGUGAUCGAUGUAGGUGAUCGAUGAGUGACGCGGCUGUGUGACGUCAUGUCCAAACAGAAGAGUCUGAUCAUCACAGACGAUGAGGACUUGAACCCGUUCUCCUUCAGAGAGUUCCUACGCUGGAAGAACGAGGACCAGGGCCAGGACCUGAACCAGGACCUGAACCCAGAAGAAGACCAGGGCCAUCUGUUUGACCCUGAGGUCAGCAGCUGUUUCUUCUCUGAGGCCUCUCCACAGGGGGACGAGGAGGAGGGCCGGGGGCGGAGCUUCCUUUCAGGUGUAGGCAGCAUGUCGUCGGUCUGCACGGAGGAAGACGUGGAGGAGGAGGAGACCAGGUUCUCCACCAAACCGGAAGUCCAGUCGGGACUCUUUACCGGGACCCCAGUCGCGGGAGGAGGAGGUGCAGAGAACUAUGAAGGAGAUGACGAGAUCUCCAUUGCUGAAGCAGUCACUUCCUGCAGGAGGAGAAGCAGCAGAGGCAACCAGAUCCAAGAGCUGAAGGAGGAGAACAUCUCCUUGAGGAACUCCAUCAGGGAGCUGCAGAGGAGAUCGGAUGCUAACGAGCACAGGGUGGCGGCACUGUCAGAGGAGCUUGUCCAGAGGAGGCGUCAGGAGGAGAAGGAGGCUCUGGACCUGGAGAGCAUGGUUCACUCUGUGGAGCAGAACCUCCACCUGAUGACUAAGCGAGCCUUGAAAGCAGAGAGCUGUGUCUCCAGGCUGAAGGUGGAGCUGAUGCAGCUUCAGGUGGAGGUUGACACUCUACAGUCAGAGAACCACAGUCUAAAAGCAGCGGAGUCGGAGAUCGUCAUGACGAUGAGACACAAUGCUCACGUUGCAUCUGAGUACCUUAACAAGACGGCAAGCCACGCCCACUCCUCCAUCCGUCGACUUCUGGGGGAAGCAGAAACUCUCAGUCUGGUUUCUCAGCUGCUGCAGUCCAUCGACAAGAUCUCCAACAUGGACUCAGAAUCCUGAAUCUCCUGCAGACCCCCAGACCCCCUCCAGUCCCUUAGACAUCCUCCGGAGCCCUAGACCCCCUCCAGUCCCUUAGACAUCCUCCGGAGCCCUAGACCCCCUCCAGACCCUUAGACAUCCUCCAGACCCCCAGACCCCCUCCAGUCCCUUAGACAUCCUCCGGAGCCCUAGACCCCCUCCAGUCCCAUAGACCUUGAGAAGUAAUGUUGUAAACCUUUGAUGACAUCACAGUUGCUCAAUGGCAUCUUGCUGCUCAUUGGUCGGUUUUGUUUUUAUUUGCCAGUAAAAAUAUGAAAAAAUAUAAAGCAUCUGCAUCUUGUUAUUUAAUUAAAUGAUGAACUCUUCUGUUUGAUCAUG
This is a messenger RNA of Pungitius pungitius (ninespine stickleback), 1410 nucleotides long. RefSeq names its product endosome associated trafficking regulator 1 (gene entr1). Gene Ontology annotation, biological process: regulation of cytokinesis; positive regulation of protein localization to cilium; positive regulation of cilium assembly. NCBI's taxonomy places the organism in Eukaryota, Metazoa, Chordata, Actinopteri, Perciformes, Gasterosteidae. Bases 124 to 1053 code for a protein of 309 amino acids. Gene Ontology annotation, cellular component: recycling endosome; centrosome; ciliary basal body. The record is from RefSeq and is a predicted model, not a curated record. The transcript has 9 exons.